AUGAUACUCGCUAUUGGCCGGAAUUAUAUAUACCGUACUUAUUACCACCUAAGCACAAAAGACAAGCUGGACGACCAAAAUCCGUACGCAUUAGAUCUACCAUGGAUCAAGGUCGUGAAGGAGUACCAUGGAUCUAUCACGGGGACUGAUAGGCAUGUUUGGCGAAGAGUAUGUGAUAAUUUGUUAGGAAUAUCUCCGGAAUCCUUGCCUGGAGGGUAUAUUAGAUUGAAGUGGCUUAAGGAGAGUUUUGGAAACCCGUUGCCACAAGAUGCACCUGAAGUGAUGAUCCAACAGCAUGCGAGAGCAUAUAUUAUGCACAUGAUCGGGACACUUCUUUUUCCCGAUUCAAGUAAACAUAAAGUCCAUUUGAGGUGGUUACCACUUAUCGAAGACUUCGACAUGUGCGGGACAUUAUCCUGGGGUAGUGCUGUUUUAGCAUACCUAUAUCGAGAAAUGUCAAAGGUUGCUUUAAUGCAGAAUAAGGAGCUCAAGGGUUGUUUAACUUUGCUACAAGUUUGGGCAUGGGAAAGAUUGGUUUUGAAACCACGAUUAUGCGAGAUCCGAGAGUUAGAUGGACAUAUUCCACUAGGCUGCAGAUGGAAUGUCACAAAAGCCUAUGAUGAGACCCCGGCUAGGCAAUUAGAUUUUUACAGAGGGGAGCUCGACCGGAUGAAAAUUUUUCAGUUCGAGUGGCAGCCAUACACCCCUCACCUACCUCGUCUACCGCUGAUUUGUAUGGAGGGCCACGGCAUAUGGAGGGCCAGAGUUCCUCUCGUUUGUUUCGAGAUUGUGGAGAUGCACGUACCCGAUCGCGUGUUUAGACAGUUUGGACUCGCGCAACAUGCUCCACAAUAUGUCGAAAAAAUAGAGAGAAAGGCGACUAAAGGUGGACAUCAGAUUGACUGGAGGCGCACGCAUCAAUCAUACAUAGCUCGGUGGAAUGAUCGGCAUCAACUUAUUGUCGAUCCGCUUUAUCCUCCGAUGGAAGAAGUUGAUUACAUUAAAUGGUAUUGGGGGAUUACCAGACGUUGGAUAAUCACUCAAACUACGCCUCCAGUCGACGAAAUCGAGAUUCGCUCCCAACAAUCCCGAUAUGUACCAAGAGGGGUAGAUGAGCGACGAUGGAUAGAUGCUAUGGAUGACGUCGAGGGGCUUGCAAAUGAGGGCAUAGUUACCGCCACAGGAGAUUCAGUACAUGUAUCGAUAUUGCAUCGGAUAGUGGCGAGAGUUCGUAAAGCUUUUCAACAAACUUAUGAGGAUCGACAUGAUGGUCGUGAGCAGGUGGAUCUUGACGAUACUCUAUAUGUACGCCGACGUAGGCGCGGUAGACCUUGCACGCACGACGAUGAAGCCGGUCCGUCACAGCAAGCCGGUCCAUCACAGCCCCACACACAACCGGAGAGCGAGCAUAUUCAAGCUCAAGUCGAAGGAGGACGCCGACGAUCUCAAUAA
Messenger RNA from Asparagus officinalis (garden asparagus), 1452 nucleotides. Its product is annotated as serine/threonine-protein phosphatase 7 long form homolog. The transcript has 5 exons. NCBI's taxonomy places the organism in Eukaryota, Viridiplantae, Streptophyta, Magnoliopsida, Asparagales, Asparagaceae. The record is from RefSeq and is a predicted model, not a curated record. Bases 1 to 1452 code for a protein of 483 amino acids. Gene Ontology annotation, biological process: meristem development; meristem maintenance.